Molecule: messenger RNA, 1409 nt
Organism: Malurus melanocephalus (red-backed fairy wren)
Lineage: Eukaryota; Metazoa; Chordata; Aves; Passeriformes; Maluridae
Gene: PDLIM1
Product: PDZ and LIM domain 1
Exons: 7
Coding region: 62-1045 (327 amino acids)
Biological process (GO): muscle structure development; actin cytoskeleton organization; heart development
Cellular component (GO): filamentous actin; adherens junction; Z disc
Molecular function (GO): muscle alpha-actinin binding; actin binding
Source: RefSeq, a predicted model, not a curated record
CCGGGCCGGACCGGUGAGGGCGGCGGGGCUGCCGGGGCUGUCUGUGAGGUGUAGAGCGCACAUGGGGACGCAUCGCAUCGUGCUCUCGGGCCCCGGGCCCUGGGGUUUCCGCCUGGUGGGCGGCCGCGACUUCGAGCAGCCCCUCGCCAUCUCCCGGGUGACUCCAGGUAGCAAAGCCGCAAUAGCCAACUUGUGUAUAGGAGACCAGAUCAUAGCCAUUGAUGGAGUGAACACAGAUAACAUGACACACCUUGAGGCACAAAACAAAAUCAAGUGUUGCACAGAUGAACUAACUCUGACAGUCAGCAGAUCGGAGGCAAAAGUCUGGUCACCACUUGUAAAUGAGGAGGGAAAGACAAAUCCUUACAAGAUGAAUCUGGCCUCUGAGCCACAGGAAAUAAGGCACAUAGGAAGUGCACACAAUCGGAGUGCAGUGCCCUUCACUGCUGCCACAGCUUCUGCCCCCAGGGUGAUCACUGCUCAGUACAACAGCCCAGCAGGCCUCUACUCCUCAGAGAACAUCCAGACCUUCAACAGUGCAGUGGAGACAAAAACAUCACCUGGAACCCUGGAGCCUACCAAGCCCUUAGAUCAGCAUAACCAGACCCCAGGCAACAUUGCCAUAGACAAACAAUCUGAGGUUUACAAGAUGCUGCAGGAGAAUCAAGAGUCAAAUGAGCCACCCAGACAAUCUGCUUCAUUCCUCGUAUUGCAAGAGAUCUUGGAGUCAGAAGAGAAAGGAGACCCUACCAAGCCAUCUGGAUUUAGGAGCGUCAAAGCCCCCACCACAAAGGUGGCCUCAUCCAUUGGGAAUGCCCAGAAGCUGCCCAUGUGUGACAAGUGUGGAUCUGGCAUUGUAGGGAUGUUUGUGAAGAUCCGGGACAAGCAGCGUCACCCCGAGUGCUACGUGUGCAGCGACUGUGGCACCAACCUCAAGCAGAAAGGACACUUCUUUGUGGAAGACCAAAUCUACUGYGAGAAGCACGCACGGGAACGGGUGAUUCCCCCGGAGGGCUACGAGGUGGUCACUGUCUUCCCAAAGUAAACCGUGCUGCUCACAAAGCCAGUGUGGAUGGUUUAUCCUCUGCUGAUUUUCCUUGGAAAGCAUUAUCCCUACCCCCUGCAGAAUCUUGUUUGCAAUACAGAAUGUUAGGCAUGGCUUUGAAUUUCCUUGUCAUUAUUAAUCCUCCAUCUGUUCACAGGAGAUGUCACUAAUUGUUCAACAUUCUUUUCAUCUUCUCUGUCACUGUUGUUUUUUUAAUACACAAUUUUUUUCCUCCUUUGUGCUGUUAAUCACACAGGAAAAUCACAGGCCAAAGUCAGAUUACAACUUUUCUGAGUUCCAGUUAUUUGCCAUCUGUUUGCCUUCAAUAAAUGGGGUGAAUCCACAAGGCAGAAGUGUCUGCUUU